UCAACAGCCGCGCUUAUUCUACUUCUUAUGAUACGAACAAAAUCAGCAGCGCGCCGCUUCACCGCGGGAGACAGAACGGUAUCAGAACAGCAUCCGAGCCGCACCGACAGUCCGCAUACGCAUCGCACGCCAGUACCCUAAUGGCAACGGAGGACAAAGGAAAAACGGCGGCGCCUCAGGCUUUACCGGAAACGGGUUCCCUAUUAGCAACACACAGCAAUCUGAACAAUAAUAACAACAACAACAAUAACAACAAAGACAACGAGGGAAGCGAAGGAGCCACAACAGCCACAUCUACUGCUGUUGAAUCUGGUGGCGCUGAAAAUAUCAUAGGAAACGGUUCAGCUGUUAACUCCACCGGAGGCAAUAACGGCAAAUGGGUCCGUCUCAACGUCGGGGGCACGGUGUUUCUAACGACACGACAGACGCUGCUAAAGGAACAAACUUCAUUUCUGUACCGACUGUGUCAGCAGCAGGACUUACAUUCUGACACGGAUGAAACUGGUGCUUAUGUGAUUGACCGAGAUCCCACCUAUUUUGGACCCAUACUCAACUAUCUGCGACAUGGGAAACUGGUUUAUAACAAGGAGUUGGCAGAAGAAGGUGUCUUGGAGGAGGCAGAAUUCUAUAACAUCACACCGCUGAUUAAAUUAAUCAAAGAGAGAAUUCUUGAGCGAGACUCCAAGGCCACACAGCAGGUACCACCAAAGCACGUGUACCGGGUGUUGCAGUGUCAGGAAGAGGAGCUGACCCAGAUGGUGUCCACCAUGUCGGACGGCUGGAAGUUUGAGCAGGUCAGCGUGCGCGCCUGCCGAAAACCCCGCCCCGGACUGCUCUGGACUAUGGUGAACAUUGGCUCAUCUUACAGCUAUGGAACAGAGGACCAGGCUGAAUUUCUCUGUGUGGUGUCAAAAGAGCUGCAUACCUCAAGUGGAGGUUUGGGGACAGAGCAGAGCCACAAGACUAAGACCUCGGACACACAGGAGGAGGAUGGAGCGAGGGAGGAAGAUGAGGAGGAGGAGGAUGAGGAGGAAGAGGGAGAGAGAAAUGCCACCCCCAAUGAGUGGAUUAGAGAUUAGCAGAAACUUGUGUCAAAAGGAAUUGCUGUUCCAGAUCCAUGGGUCUCGGAUGUAGGAUACAAAGAAUUUUAUUUUUCUAGAUAUCCAUUUUAUCAUGUGCUCAUGAUGCUGUUUUUAUAGCCAUACUUUUUUAGAUUUGUUGACUUGAACAACGGGUAUUAGCGGGAGACAAGAACUUCACAUCCAGCAGCAAAAAAUGCUAUUGUUUAGAGAAUUGUAAUGUUCAUGAAUGCAAAAGGCACCUAAGGUAUUAAAGAAAGACGCAGUUACUUACAGUUACUAUCUUAGUACAUGGCCUGUUACCAAAGAGUGCAAAGUUAUUGGGAUACUUUAGUAAAUAUAACACAUUUAAACAAAAACUAGUCUGAUUUAGUCAGGAAUGAUGGAAAGACUGUGGAUAUGAGACUGUAAUUAGUUACUUAGUAUUUAGAGUUUAGGUUUUGCACUAUAUUUGCUAUAGCAGAAGGGCGGCUCUGCUACAUGAACGGGUCACGUCCUGUUCCAUUUAGCAUCAGCUGUGGGUAAAGUGCCAGCAGUGUCACCCUGGCAGACCACCAGCAGUGCACUUUAGCCCCAUUUACAGUCUGCGGCAGUUAAUUUUGAUAGUCGACGGCGCCAGCUAGAAGGUCAGGGUAUCAUUAGAGGUCACUGGGAUAUUACAGGGUUCUGGUUGUGGUUCUGGUUGGAUUUCUAAUAGUUUGUGGGCACAGUUCACUUCAGAUGAAGUUCAGAUAAUGUGCUGGAAUAUGAUAUUGUGUCACUUGUUAAUGUGUUUUGUGUGAAGGCUAGAUUUCUUUCAAAGGAUCAAAGCCUGGUAAUUAAAAUCGUUCAAAUCAACAUGCCUCAAUUCAACAAAUGAUCAAGCACCUUUUGUUUCCUUUUAGCCUACAGCUGUGCAAAUUAGCAUUCUUUUGGAUUUUUAUGUGCUGUGGGUUGGUUUGCAUGCCUGAGCUUGUUUAUUAUUAAAUAUGCUGUAGUUUUGCACAAAUUUAAAAAGACAGUGCCCACAAAACAUAUUUGGACACUUAAAGGAAAGUCCACUUCCAGAACAACAAUUUACAGAUAAUGUACUCACCCCCUUGUCCUCCAAGAUGUCUUUCUUUCUUCAGUUGUAAAGAAAUUGUGUUUUUUGAGGAAAACAUUUCAGGAUUUUUCUCCAUAUAAUGGACUGCUAUGCUGCCCUGAGUUUGAACUUCCAAAAUGCAGUUUAAAUGCAUCCCAUAUGCGGUUGUAAACGAUCCCAGCCGAGGAAGAAGGGUCUUAUCUAGUGAAACAAUCGGUUAUUUUCAUUAAAAAAAAAUACAAUUUAAAUACUUUUUAAUCUUAAACGCUCGUUUUGUCUUGCUCUCCCUGAACUCUGUGUAUUCUGACACAAGACAGUUAGGGUAUGUCAAAACUCUGAUCGUAUUUUCUUCCUCAACUUCAAAAAUCAUUUAAAAAUCAUCCUACAUUGCUGCAGAAGCACCGACCCAGUCUUUGCAAAGUAAACAUGCAAAGAAGAUCAAACACCUCUAACAAAAAAAGAUAAAACAGUGACAUACCCUAACGGUCAUGACCCGGAAAAAACAGAGGUCGGGAAGAGCAAGACAAGACAAGCGUUUGACAUUAAAAAGUAUAUAAAUUGUAUUAUUUUUAUGAAAAUAAACCCUCCUUUCUCGACUGGGAUCAUUUGAAGCCACAUUUAAAACUGCAUUUUGAAAGUUCAAACUCGGGUCACCAUACUAGUCCAUUAUAUGGAGAAAAAUCCUGAAAUGUUUUCCUCAAAAAACAUGAUUUCUUUACCACUGAAGAAAGAAAGACUUGAACAUCUUGGAUGACAAGGGGGUGAGUACAUUAUUUUUAAAUUGUUGUUCUGGAAGUGGACUUCUCCUUUAAGCCACAGUUAAACAUGGAUGAAUGUGAUUGCAUUAUAUAGCAGAAUAGCAAACCAAGUGGCUGAUAGCACAAGCACACUUUUUAAAUAAAACAUUUCUGCAAAGGUUUUUGUGGUUUGUUUGCAGAUGCCAUUUGGUUUGAUAUUUCCUAUUUAAUGCAGUAAAAUGUAAAAUAUUUUUAAAUGUGACUUAAGUGUUUAGAAACUAUGGAAGCCUGUUUCCGUUACUGAAUAAAAAUUAUCUGAUAGAAACUCACAAUUGCGGGUUAUAAAGUCAGAAUUGCGUUAUGAACUCGCAAUCACAAGAAAUAAAGUAAGAAUUGCAACACAAAAAAAACAAACUUUUUUCUUGCAAUUGCGAGUUUACUUUUCGCAAAUGUUUUUUUUCCUCUGAAUUGCGUGAUAUAAACUCACAAUUGCAAGUUAUAAAGUCCAGUUUUGACUUUUUCUCAAUUGCGAGUCUAUAUCACACAAUUCUGAGAAAAGUCAUAUUUAUGAGUGUAUAUCUUGCAACUCUGACUUUAUCAGAAUUGCACAUUUAUUUUUCACAAUUCUGACUUUCUUUUUCGCAAUUGUGAGUUUACAUCUCAUAAUUAUGACUUUUUUUCUCAUUGUGAGAUAAACUCGCAAUUGUGAGUUAUACUCAAUUCUGAGAAAAAAAAAUCAGACUUGCGAGUUUAUAUCAAUUCUGAGGAAAAACUAAUUUGCAUGAAAAACUCACAAUUGCAAGUUAUAAAGUCAGAAUUUUGUGAUAUAAACUCGCAAUUGUGAGUUAUAAAGCAAGAUUUGCAAGAUACUGUAUAAACUCAGAAUUGUGAGAAAUAAAGUAAAACUUUUUUAUCGUAAUGGCGAAUUUAUUUUUUGCAAUUCUGACUUUUUUCCAUGCUAUUAUGACAUUUGUGCAGUUUUGAAAAAAGACUAAUAUGAUCGAAGAAUUUUUUGUAUCUCAUAAUUCUGACUGAAUAACUCACAAUUGCGAGUUUAUAGCAUGCAGUUCAGAGGAAAAAAUACAUAUUUGCGAAUUUAUAUCUCACAAUUCUGACUUCAUUUAUCACUUUUUUCUUGCAAAUGCGAGUUUACAUCUCGAACUCUGAUUUUUUUUCUCAGAAUUGUGUUAUAACUUGCAAUUGCGAGUUUAUUUCACAGUUCUGAGAAAAAAGUCAGAACUGCGAGAUGUAGACUCAUAACUGCGAUAAAGUCAUAAUUGCAAGAGAAAAAAAUUGACUUUUUUCACACAAUUUGGACUUCUGACUUUAUAUCUCACAAGUCUGGCUUAACUCACAAUUGCGAGUUUAUAUCAUGCAAUUCUGAGAAAAAAAGUCAUAUUUGCAAGUUUAUAUCUCACAAUUCUGACCUUUUCUCAUAUUUUGCAAGUUUACAUCUCGCAAUUCUGACUUCUCAGUAUUGCGUAAUAUAAACUUGCAGUUGCGAGUUAAGUCAGAAAUGUGAGAUAUAAGUUAUAAUAAUACCCACAAUUCUGAGAAAAAAAGUCAGAAUUUCAAGAUGUAAACUCGCAAUUGUGAGAAAAAAGUCAGAAUUGUGAGAUUAAAAAGUCACAAUUACCUUUAUUUUCUAUUCAGUGGCGGAAACAGCCUUUUGUAAGAAACUAUUUUUGGAUGGGUAAAAUCAUUUUUUGUCAUGUUUGAUGACAGCGUUACCAAUCAAAAAUGACUAGAAAUAGUCUUUUUGUAAACGUUCAAUCUGUUUAUAAUCGCAACAAGACCUGUUAUUAUUAUUAUACAGAUGCAUUUAUACAGAAGAAAGAGGCAUUGCAAACACAAUUUUGUAGCUCAGUGCGUUACUGGGUCAAUCAAUUCUUAUUCUGUCCCCAUUAGCUGCCACUGUGUUGUAGAACUGUGAGCAUAAUAACUGUGUCUAGACAGAAUAGUGAAUUAUAUGAAACAGGACUACAACUGCGUAGAUGCAACUGAUGUAGAAGCAGCAAAAGUUUUGAUAGAACAUAUCUUACUAGCGUGUCAGUGCUGUAAUCUCUUUAAACUUUGUACUGGUGUGUUGAACAAAUCGUAUCACUGCAUUGAAUUUCAGAAGUAUGUUUUAGUUUUAAAUGCAUCUUGCGUGUGUUAAUAGCAUCCUUUUAUAUGGCCUUUUUAUAAUUAUUCUGUGCCAUUCAUCUGUAUUUAUUUUUAGUCUAAUAAAUGUCAGAUUAUGUUGCUUGUCAGGGCACAGAUAAUAUUUUGGUUUAUAUUGAAUUGUAUUCUGUACACACAAUUGCCAUUUUGUUUUUUAGGCUUUUGUUACGUUACGUUUUUUCCAGUCUUUUUCUUUCUCAUUUUUAUAUUUAUAGGCAGUGUGUAUACCAUAUUUCCACUUUGAGCUCUCACAUAUCAUUUAUUUAUUAAAUAUGGGAUGUGUAGUGGCUUUAUAAUUUAUUUAAUUUUCUUGGUGUGAAAGUUUAUUGAAUUUUUUUUAUUUAUUUUACUUUUUGUCUGUAAAUGUACUUUAGCUGUAAUGUACUUUAAUUCAUACAAUGGAUUUUUAAUACGUUUUGAUUAUCAUUAAAAGCACAUUUGCCUGUUGAAACAAAACCCUUGAGUUAAAAAAAUGUUUAGUAAUAGUUACUAAUGCUUUUUUUUUUUUAACUUUAAGGGUUUUGGUGCAACCAGACACAGACCCUUAGUAGUGUAUGUAUGCCAAAGAAAAUUAGAUUAACGUUUGUCUCUUCAGCUGACAGAAAAUCUUUUAGCACAGAAAACAAUCAUGAAUUAGAUGUCCAAGUGUAAAAAGUUAUCAAAAUGAUUUAAAUAAAGUUUAGUCUUUUUCAAGAAAUA
This is a messenger RNA of Labeo rohita (rohu), 5741 nucleotides long. RefSeq names its product potassium channel tetramerization domain containing 17 (gene kctd17). Bases 141 to 1079 code for a protein of 312 amino acids. Gene Ontology annotation, biological process: proteasome-mediated ubiquitin-dependent protein catabolic process; protein homooligomerization. Gene Ontology annotation, molecular function: cullin family protein binding. The record is from RefSeq and is a predicted model, not a curated record. Lineage: Eukaryota; Metazoa; Chordata; Actinopteri; Cypriniformes; Cyprinidae. The transcript is spliced from 7 exons. Gene Ontology annotation, cellular component: cytoplasm; Cul3-RING ubiquitin ligase complex.